CAUAAUUUUUUCAUAUCUGUGUAUCACCUGUACAGUGAUUCCCUUAGUUGCUUUUCCUUUAAAUCCUCUCACUUUUUUUUUUUAAUUUGAAAAGAAGGUUUAAAAACAAAUGAUAUAUGGGCAGCUGCGGCCAACUUCUAGAAGAAAAGGGUUAUAGGGAAAACAACUUCUAAAUGCAAAGCAUAAAUUGUGAUUGAAUACUGGUUUAGGAAAAACUAGCUUCAAAAGAUGUUUGGGUGUCAAAUGGAGAAAAUUGAUCAUGAACUGGGUUUUAAAUGGUAUAAGGGAAUCGUUAAUUGUUUUAGGUCUGCUAAUGGUCUUACGGUUAUGUAGGAGCAUGUUCUUAGGAGACAGAUGCUGAAGAAUUAUUUAGGGGUUAAAUGGUGUGAUGUCUAGAAGGUGCUCAGUUCAGGGGAGAAAAAAGCUAGAUAGAUGGAUUGAUUGAUCAUGUGAAAAAGCAUUAAUGAUCAUUGAAUCUAAGCAGUAGGUAUAUGGCUGUUUAUUAUGCUAUGCCCUCAACUUGCUAUUUGAAAAUUUUCAUAAUAAAAAAAUUGGAAAAAAUAAAAAAGGGAAGGAAAACUUUAUCAGUAUAAAUGGCAAUGUAGCUCUCUUGCCAUAAAUAAACGAUUACUAUGAAAAUGAACACAGUGCACAACAAAAUAACAGUUCUAGUUGGAUUCUCUUCCCUUGCCAAGGCUCUGAGACUUUCUCCUUCAGGAAGAAUUAAGAGAGGAUUGAAAAGGGAGCUCUCUGCCACCUGGCUGGGGUCGUUUACACUGUUCCCCUCUGGGACCUGCUGUCCUGAGGACUUGCUCUCGCCUCUCAGGUGCUGCCGUCCCAUGGUUGAUGGGGAGCCCAGGCCAUGGUUGCCGUCUCCCGCCCUGGCCAUGGACGAGAUCACCUUCAAAAGCGACACCGUGCUGUCAGACGUCCACCUCCACACCCCGAACCAGAGACACCUCAUGGUGCGGCUGAGUGGCGUGGGGCAGCCCGUCUUCCUGUCCCAGUUCAAGCUUCUGUGGAACCAAGCCUCUCAGGCAGACUCGGGGGCUGAGGGUGGCGAUCACAGAGCCCAUCACGCAGAGGUGACGCCUCCCGCCAGGUCCCCUCCGGGGAGCGGCUGCAGCAGUGAAGGAGUCUCCCUCCAGGCUGGGGCUGAUGCCACCAGCCAAGAGGGGGUGGCAGCUCAGCUGGACGAGGAUGGGGAUUUGGACGUUGUGAGAAGACCACGGGCUGCCUCUCCCUCCAAGCCCUCGGGGCCUCCGAGAGACAAGGUACAUCCCAUGAUUCUAACGCAGGAGGAAGACGACGUCCUGGGAGACGAAGCACAAGAGAGUGGCCCCUACGAUGUCAUCAAAAUAGAGCACACCAUGGCCACCCCCCUGGAGGAUGUUGGCAAGCAGGUGUGGCGGGGCGCCCUGCUCCUGGCGGACUACAUCCUGUCCCAGCGGGACCUCUUCCAGGGUCGCACGGUGCUGGAGCUCGGGGCGGGCACCGGGCUGGCCAGCAUCCUCGCGGCCACCGUGGCGCAGACCGUCUACUGUACAGAUGUCGGUGCAGAUCUCUUGGCUAUGUGCCAGCGAAACAUUGCCCUUAACAGCCACCUGACUGCCACUGGAGGCGGUGUGAUUAAGGUCAAGGAACUGGACUGGCUGAAAGACGAUCUCUGCACAGAUCCCGAGGUCCCCUUCAGCUGGUCGGAGGAGGACAUCUCCGACCUGUACGGCCACACCACCAUCCUGCUCGCGGCUGAAGUGUUUUACGACGAUGACCUAACUGAUGCUCUGUUUAAAACAGUGUGCCGACUGGCUCACAGGUUGAAGAACGCCUCCACCGCCAUCUUCUCUGUGGAAAAGAGGCUGAACUUCACGCUGCGGCACCUGGACGUCACGUGCGAGGCCUACGACCACUUCCGCUCAUGCCUGCGGCGACUGGAGGGGCUGACCGGUGGGCGCCUGCGCUUCGUGGUGGAGCCGGUGGACGUCUCCUUCCCGCAGCUCUUGGUCUACGAGCGCAUCCAGCAGCUGGAGCUCUGGAAGGUCUUUGUGGAACCAGUAACAGAACCCAUCGUGUCUGCAGACACAGUUUCUUGACUCUUCUUGUGAUGUUUCCAAUAAAAUUGAAAGCUCACAAAGUAAUGUGCUUGAGAUUUUAUUGUUUAAAAAAUACGGCAAGUGGGCCUUGUGCGACCCAAUACGGUUUUCUGCUUCCCAGCAGCAGCCAGAGAUCGUCACUGCCCUAGGCUGGGAGUCCAUUUGGUCGCAUGUGGGUUUUGUGCUGCCGGCUUGGAGUAGGCGUUGCAGGGUGUUUGAGAGCUGCUUUGUCAAGUUGGGCGGUGUUCUCAGCUUGGUUCCGCUGGAGCUGAUGACCUUACCCAGGUGCUUCCCUUGGGGCAGGGGCCCCAGGCUGCACCCAUAGUCUUUUAUGUUCUCUUCUUCUAACUGCUUACAAAUGAGUUUAAUACCAUCUUCACAGUUGCCAUAGUACCACCCCGCAGAAUGGGGCACAGAAGCCUCCUUGCCUUCCACGCUGCGUGUGCCCUGUCCCUGUCCCUCUGCUGGGGGCCCCUUCAGAGGAGGAGGCAGGAGCUCCCAGACUGGACGCCUCUGGCGGUGGCCCUUGUUUUGUGUUUUAACCCUUUGUAACCAAAAUCGGGUGUGCGUAGAACAAACGUAAAAGCCGCUCCUUUGGGUCCUGCAGCUGCCUAGGGCCGGGGUCCACGCAGCCACCUGCCUCGAGGGCGUGUCCCUUCCUCAGCCUGGCCUUGUUCCC
This is a messenger RNA of Physeter macrocephalus (sperm whale), 2772 nucleotides long. RefSeq names its product methyltransferase 22, Kin17 lysine (gene METTL22). Gene Ontology annotation, molecular function: protein methyltransferase activity. Gene Ontology annotation, biological process: protein methylation. Gene Ontology annotation, cellular component: nucleus. Bases 633 to 2093 code for a protein of 486 amino acids. NCBI's taxonomy places the organism in Eukaryota, Metazoa, Chordata, Mammalia, Artiodactyla, Physeteridae. The record is from RefSeq and is a predicted model, not a curated record. The transcript has 10 exons.